Limulus polyphemus (Atlantic horseshoe crab) is the source of this 3582-nucleotide messenger RNA. Its product is annotated as serine/Arginine-related protein 53-like. The transcript has 8 exons. The record is from RefSeq and is a predicted model, not a curated record. The coding region runs from base 125 to 1105 and encodes 326 amino acids. NCBI's taxonomy places the organism in Eukaryota, Metazoa, Arthropoda, Merostomata, Xiphosura, Limulidae.
GGAUGUUCAACUUGACUAUAGAUGGCGCAAAGACUCUAAUGGCUAAUGGUACAGACUAUGGUAUACACGCUUAUUGAAAUCUGUGAAAUGUAUAUUUGUGGAUCGUUUUAUCAUUUGUUCUAAAAUGCCUCGAAGAAGCAGUAGCUCAGACAGUGAUCGUACUUCCAGAAGAAAGAAAAAAUAUAAAAAACGAAGUAGUAGUUCCUCUUCUAGUUCAUCUUCUUCGAGCGAUAGUUCAGAUAGUAGUAUAGAAAGAUAUUCUCGGAAAAGAAAGACUAGUCGCAGAAGUAGGUCGUUAUCGAGAGAGAAAUAUCGUCGGAGAAAAUCCCGUUCACAUUCUGGUUCUCGAAAAAGUAGCCCUACAAGAAAAUCUCAUCGGUCACCAUCUCCAAAAUAUUCCAAAAGUAGAACCCGUAGAUCUCAUUCAAGGUCAAGGAGCACAUCACAUAACCAUUCAAGUAGAAGACUCUCAAAACGAUCAAGAUCAAAGUCACCAAACCGUAAUAGGAGAAAGUCCUCAACCAGUAGAAAAAGUUCCAGUAGUAAAUCUGUAAGAAAUGCCAGUUCAGGAUCAGGUAAUCAACAGAAUGAAGAUGAAGUCCUGAAAAUAAAACUACAACUAGCAUUAAAAGCUGCAGCUAAUGCUGAUGCAGAGCUUCGAGAAAAAGGGUUAAUAUGUGGGACCAAGGGGGCAGGUGAUUCAACAAAGACUCCUGUUUCAACAGCUGUGUCAGUUUCAGAGCAGUAUAAGAGAGCUCAAACUAUUGAGGAUAUCAAUUCACCGUCCUUCAUUCAACAGUCUUUUGUCUCUAGUAAACAAGGCCAAGUUCAGUCAAAUAAAGAGAUGAAUGAUAAUUCCUUCAGACUUGAUGAUCAUACUUCAGCAAUCUAUGGAACAUCCUUGAUAAAAUCUUCAACAGCCAAUCCUAAUACUAAAUCAAGUAUUUCAGCAACUAGUACUUCUCUGGGAAGAACCUGGUGGGAAAACUCAGAACUGCUUUGUCAUGAGAGUCUAUUUGAAGACCCAGAAGUGAAAAAAGAGAGGUGGAAGAAGAAGUUAUCAGUACUGAAGAGGAAGAAAUUAAAUGGAAGAGUCAUGACCUGAGAUACAUUCUUCUCAUAGAAUUAUGGUGUGAUGUUCACUCAGUAGAAAAAACAACAGUUGGUAAUGAUCAGUGACUGACUAUAAAGGACCUAGCUCAUAGUGUGUACAGUGAGCCAAUUGUCUAGCUUGAUAUUUUGACUGUUGUGAGCUGAAUGAACUCUCCACACUGUUGGAGUUCUAUACAUUUUAGUAACUUGGAACUGUUGACAAGUUAACAAAUCACUGAAGAUUAACUAGCUUCACUUUAAGACUCUUGGACACUGUUAACAUCUCUCUUAUGUUUUGUAGAAUCUAUUCCAGUGUAUUGCAGGAAAAUUCUUAAUCUUUCACCUAUGGAGGCAGUUUGGUUGUAUUAAAGUAGAUGUUUUGUGGAAGCAGUUCCAUUGUGUUGUAGGAGAUUUUAAUCUUUUGUGAAUAGUAAAUUGGUCAUCACAUCUGCUUAUUCUAUUUUUUGUCAUUGUUUUGUUGUUUUCUCUACCAGAAUUUCAGUUAUUUUCUUGCAUCUUGCAGUAUGAAAUGAACAGUAAGUAUAGAAAAAUUGGAAUUCUGUUUCUUGUUGAAGUUAUACAUUGGAUUAAAACUUGGCAAGUGAACUGAUCUAAUGUGUACCAUACAUGACAUUAAUCAUUCAUGGUCAUUUGGUAAAAUACUUCUAGGUAAAUUUGUGGCUUCAUUUUUACAAAAUUUAUAUGAUGUUAGCCAAUCCAAUGAAAUGUUUAUUAGCAUUUCAAAAUCUAAAGCUUCUGAUUCACGAGUGGUGUCUACAAAAAGACCCUGUUUUAGUGUCUUUUGUGGUUAUAAUUUAUAACAGAAAAAAUGGAUAAUUUAAAUAGAGAUUAAAUUAUAAAUAUGUUGUUUUUUCCCAUUAUCAACAUCAUCAUCUUCAUUAAUAAGUGAAAUAAUUUACCAAACAUUUUUUGCACAUUUAGAAUAUGUAAUAAUUGAAAUGUGGUCUUUACAUUGAAACAGGUAUGAAAGCUUGGGACUCUGAAAUAUAAUAUUACUCUUAUUAUUAGACAUUGUGUGAACAUGUUGUAUAAGUAGCAUCUUUUUUUUUAUCAUACUAUCCUUAAUUGUAAUGUUUUGCCAAAUGUUGGUUGUCAGGUUAACAAAUGGAUAUUGUGUCUCAAGUUUCUUGACUAAUUGGUGUUAUAAUUAUAAAUACAAACCCCAAAACUUGUUAUAAUCUUCAUUACAGUUACCUUUUUCCAUAUCCAAGUUGUUUCUUAAUAUGGUAUACUAGUUUUAAGUAAUUAAAAAUGAACGGUUUGAGUGAUUCAUGCAGAACAAGAGUCUUAAAAAUUAUCAUUAAGCAUACCAGCUUAUAUGACAAAAAGAAUGAAAAAACUUUUAUACUUGUGGCUUAUCCUUGUUUGUAAUACAUUACAAACUUCAUGAAAUUUACAUAAUGAUCAAAAUGUUUGGUUACAUCUUUCAUAAGUCUGGCCCACAGUAGUACCAACAUUUUAUAAUAUGUUGUGCCGGCUAUGGCAUUAAGCGUCAUUUGUAAAACAACCUUGUAAUUAAUUUUAAAAUCAACUAAAAAGGGGAUUUUAAUAGAAAUAAAAGCAUACAAUGUUUUAUCAAGUUAACUCUUCAUCUUUAAAUUGGGUAAUUUUUUUAAAACCUCAAAAGGAGGACUUGACGAACAUUAACCAUCCAGAUAUUAGUUUAAUUCUAUAUUACUUUUAAAAAGCUAUAAAGAAAUGGUGAAUGAAUACUUGUGUAUUACUUUUCAGCUUAGUAAUUAACAUUUCUUUAAUCCUAUUUUUACAAAAAAAUGUUCUCGCACUCCGUUUUAAAAUUAACCCGAGUUUCAUUCAAGUACUCAAAAUCAUAAAAACAAAAAAAGAGAGAUAUCUACAUUCAUUCAAGUACUUAAUUUCUGCACCAUUCCCCAAUAUGUAAUGCAUUUACAUUAGUGUGAUAAAUUAUUAUUUUUUAAUAGAAGUAACCAAGUUUUAUGACAGGAGUAAACUUUGGUUUGUAGAUGGUGAAUUUUAACAUCUUACAACAUGCAGUAAAUCACGUACAAAAGAUAGGAACGAUGAACUGUGCUUUAGGAUCAACAACCCUUGUUUCAUAACUUUUAUUAUCUGUAAGUCUGAUUUUGUGAUUCUCCAUGGCUUCAUUUAACUUUAUUAAGUUCUGAUCAAAGCAAGCUACUCAGUUUGUUUACUCUAAUAAAAGGAAAUAUUAUAAACAAGUAAAUUAAUUUCUGAAAACAUCUUUUAAUUACAAAAUCAUAACAUUGAAUAACCAAAGAUAUUUUUAUUGAUAACCUUCAUUAAGAAUCAUAAGUGGAUGACUAGGUUCAUACAAUAUCUGUAUAGGUAUGUUUUAGAUCAUUUUGGCAUUAAAGUAAUGAUAAAGCAAUGUAGGAUUUAUUUCAUUUUCUAUGGUAAAUUUCAGGGUUAACUUGUCAAAAUGUUGUGUAUGUCAAUUUUAUUAUUUCCAUUAAAUUCCUGUUUUAGUCA